CCACAGAGGUUCGAGUGUUGGGUUUCGAUUGGAGACAUGGCGUUUACGUUGAGGGGCCUGAAGGUGCCGCCGAACUCGGUGAACCUGGAGGAGGCCAGGGGUCGGGUCUUCGACUUCUUCAGGUCGGCUUGCAGAUCGAUGCCGGCGAUCAUGGACAUCUACAACCUCCACGACGUUGUCACCAUCUCCCAGCUCCGUUCCACCAUCGCCUCCGAUAUCCGCAAAAACGCUCACGUCACUAACCCCAAGGUGAUUGAUAUGCUGCUCUUUAAGGGGAUGGAAGAGCUGGGCAACAUCGUGGAGCAUGCAAAGCAGCGGCACCACAUCAUUGGCCAAUAUGUUGUGGGUCGUCAAGGGCUUGUGCAAGAUUUGAACACUAAGGAUGAUGGCAUGUCGGAUUUCCUCAAGAAUUUCUAUAACAGCAAUUACCUUUGAUCCUUCAAUAUUUUAGGGAUAUUGCCCCUCUUGAGCUUCUACCUUUCAGGUGUUGACUUUCCUCAUUUCAUAAUAAUGACUUGGAAUUGUUUCCAUAUCUUUUUGUUGGGUAAAGUUAUGUAUCUUCUUAUUCAUCCCUGCGAGGGAACCUGAUGACUAUUCAUUGUGCUGCUGUUAGCCGUCACUGAUGAAGAGAUGGCAAUGUCUAUGUCAGUGGUAAAGCCAUAUAACAAAUUAGCAGUCUCUUUUACAUCACCAGGCACCAGCUACUAUUGUAUGCUUUUACAACUCUAUUCUUUGCAUUGUAGUCAUUGUCCAUAUACAUGUGAUUUGAGUGAAAGGAACUUGGUUUUCCUUAAAUAAAGUAUUGAGUUUGAGUUUUGUGAAUGAAAAACAAAUGUUGCA
Rubroshorea leprosula is the source of this 840-nucleotide messenger RNA. The record is from the annotation of a GenBank genome assembly. NCBI's taxonomy places the organism in Eukaryota, Viridiplantae, Streptophyta, Magnoliopsida, Malvales, Dipterocarpaceae.